Molecule: messenger RNA, 7164 nt
Organism: Struthio camelus australis
Lineage: Eukaryota; Metazoa; Chordata; Aves; Struthioniformes; Struthionidae
Source: RefSeq, a predicted model, not a curated record
GGCCAUGGAAAGGAGAAGAUGCCUGCUCCAAGGGUGCCAGUGCUGGGAGCAAGAUCAAUGGAUCUCUUCUAUUCCAGGAGACAUGGAGGUCUAUUUGUGGCUGGAGCUACCUGACUAGAUAAAAAUAUAGAUCAGUCUGCUAUGAAAGUACCUCCCAUGAAGAAGACUGGCUGAUGGCUUAGCUUGCUUUGAAUAUACCACCUUACCAGAUAAGCCUUUUCACCAAAUUGAAAAACAAAAUCAAUUAUUUUUGUUUCCAGGUUUGGCUUGGAAUUUUUUUAUCCCUCUUUUGUCAAUUCAGGUGGGCCGUUACUAAUUGUAAUUGGAAUUGUGGAAGCCUCGCACAUAAUCCCGCAAUAGAAAAAUCUUACCAUGUUUCCUUAAACUCUAAAAUAGACAAGUUUGAGUCAAACUUGCAGUAAGGCCAGUUUUUACAUCUGUAGCUGUAUAAACAGAUCUUAAAACAGGUUUAAAUAAAAUAUAUUUAAAGCUUCUUUAUGCUGUCAAAGUGAAAUAAAAUAUUUAUAAUUCAAAAAAUAGUCAAGCCCAGCUUACCUUACAAACCAUGCACUUCAGUAUAGGGAUUUCCACCAGAAAAAACUUGUCUACAGAAAGGGAGACUUCACUGUCUUAAAUUUAAAUCAGUUCUGAAACCAAUUAAUUUAAGCCAUUGUCAACAAAGCUCACAGUGCGCAGCAUAAGCUGUAAGCAAAGAUACGGCUUCACCUGGAAAAUCAGAGGUGCAAGGUAAAAUCGGUAUCAAUUGACAAAGCAUUCAAAGUCAUACUAUAACUAGACUGUCUUUAAAUGACCCCACUUGGCAAAACUCUGAUUAGGCCAGGCUAUUGGUGUUUUUUUAUCUUCAAUAUUUUUAGUCUGGACUACAGAAUGGGAAUACGGUUAGCAAAAAGUCUAGACCAGUUCAUAAAAUUUGUAUUUCUCUUGGACUAUAAGCUUUAGAAAGACUGGUCUGCUUUAGGUUUAUCGGUUUGUAAUAUGCAGAUAAGCCAUUUGAAAUUUUAAAAUGUGUCAUAAAAUUCUUGUUUUCCAUCUGCAUUUUAUGUUAAAUUGGAAUAGUUUUGUUUUUCUAGGGGUGUUAGCCUAGGAUUAGUCUUCCUUUUGAAUGUCCAUGAAAAUCUGUAGCACGCUCCUUGGUAUGCUUCCCACUGACUCUAUUAAAAAAAAAAAAAAAAACUCCUACAGUUUCAGGAACAGAUUGAAGAAAACAUGGCCAAUCAACGGGAUUACAUUAGCAGACCUAUCUGCAAUGGGAUUUCUGUUUCUGAGAAUAAAAUCAAUUCCUUAGUGGCUGAAGGUCAUGGACAACAAAUUCUAAAAGUACUACAGAAGUUCAGAGAACAGAAUAUAUUUUUUGACUUUAAAAUUCUUGUGAAAGAUGAAAUAAUUCCUUGUCAUCGUUGUGUACUGGCAGCAUGCAGUGAUUUUUUCAGAGCCAUGUUUGAAGUUAAUAUGAAAGAACGGGAUGAUGGCAAUGUUACUAUUAGUAAUCUAUCACCCAAGGCAGUGAAAGCUUUUCUUGAUUACGCUUAUACAGGAAAAACAGAGAUAACAAAUGAUAACGUGGAAAUGCUCUUCCAGCUGUCAUCGUUUCUUCAAGUUUCACUCCUUUCCAAAGCUUGCAGUGACUUUCUAAUAAAAAGUAUUGAUCUUGUGAAUUGUUUACAGUUGCUUUCUCUAUCAGAAAGUUAUGGUUCCAUCCGCUUAUUUGAUCAUGCACUAGAUUUUGCACAGCACCACUUUUCCUUGCUACUCAGAUCAAGUGAUUUUUUGGAGAUGAAUUUUGAGAUAUUACAAAAAUGUCUUGAGGCUGAUGAACUAAAUGUCCCUGAGGAAGAAUCGGUGUUGAAAGCUGUGCUUCAAUGGACCAAACAUAACUUAGAAACACGACAGAAAUACCUGGCUCAUUUGAUUAAAAAAGUGAGACUUCAUCAGUUACCUGAAAAGACUUUGCAAGACUUUCUGCACUCUGAAGAACAUUUACUCAAUAGUGCUAAUUGCUCAGUGAUAAUCAGUGAUGCAGUUAAAAGCGUACAGAACUUCAGUGGACUGUUUCCAGAUGCACGUCCUUCAACAACAGAAAAAUAUAUAUUUGUUCAUAAAACUGAUGAGGAUGGAGAAAACAGACAUACGUUUUGCUACAACAUCAAAACAGAUAAAUGGAAAGAACUACCACAUACACAUAUGAUUGAUCUUCCAGGGUCAAGUUUAUCUAGUUAUGGAGAAAAAAUAUUUAUAACUGGAGGCUGCAAAGGGAAUUGUUAUAGGACAGUCAGGCUUCAUAUUGCUGAACCAUUCCACGAUGCCACUGACCAAACCUGGUGCUACUGUCCAGUCAACAAUGAAUUCUCCAUAGCGUCAGCUAUGAAAACACCAAGGACAAUGCACACAUCUGUUGUAACCUUAAAUCAGUUGUUUGUAAUAGGUGGAAAGACCAGAGGAGCUCAAGAAACCCGAAGUCUUUUGGAUGUAGAAUCUUAUAAUCCUCUUUCCAAAGACUGGAGAUCUGUAAGCCAAUUACCAAGAGGUAUUUACUAUCCAGAAGCAAGCGCAUGUCAGAAUAUAAUUUAUGUCCUUGGCUCAGAAGUAGAGAUUACUGAUGCCUUUAAUCCAUCUCUUGAUUGUUUCUUUAAGUAUAAUGCUAUGACUGAUCAGUGGUCUGAGCUUGUAGCAGAAUUUGGGCAAUUUUUCCACGCAACUUUAAUCAAAGCUGUUCCAGUGAACUGCACAUUGUAUAUAUGCGAUCUUUCCACCUACAAGGUAUACAGUUUUUGCCCGGAAACCUGUGUUUGGAAAGGGGAAGGAUCUUUUGAAUGUGCUGGCUUUAAUGCAGGGGCAGUUGGCACAGAAGAUAAAAUUUAUAUAUUAGGUGGUGAUUAUGCUCCAGAAGAAAUUACAGAUGAAGUUCAAGUCUACCACAGUAGUAGGUCUGAGUGGGAAGAAGUCUCACCAAUGCCAAGAGCCUUAACGGAGUUUUACUGUCAGGUCAUUCAGUUUAAUAAAUACAGGGACCCCUGGUCAUCUGUAAUGACAAUUUGCUCUGGAGAGUUUUGAGACUCCCGAGUCAAAAGACUCUAUUUAAGUGCACAAGAUUUAGAAUAAACUUUUAGCUAUUAAUUUGCAGAAAAAUAUACAUUGUUUUAUUUUAAGUCUUCAGUUUAAAUUAUAUGCUAUAGAACUGUCUUUGAAAGGGUCCAUAUAAUUGUCAUUCAUGCUAGUCAUUAGAUAUACUAGUUUUAUAUGAAAGUCUUUUCUGCAAUUAUCUGAAUAAUUGGCAAAAUGCUAUUACUUUCAGAAAAGCAGAGUCAUAAGGAAUUCAUUUUGUAAUAUGUGCCCUGUUAUUUCUGUAAUCUUCAUAGGUGUCCCACUAGACAAAUCGCUGAGCAAGAAUACUGACUGUGAUACUGUUUUUCCUAUGUAACUGAAGUUUGAAGGAAAACUUCUGAAUUAGUGUUGUUUCCUCUAGGUUUUUUAUAUCAUAAACCUAUUAGAGGAAUUCAACGACAGUUUUAUCUUAUUAGAACAACCUCAGCAGGGCCAAAAGCCAAAGAGACCUUGACAGCAUUAAAUCUAGGUUUUUAACUUGAAGAGACUGAUAAUUGCUAUACCUUAUUUCAGCUUUUCAGUUUGACCAGUUUUUCUCCAUUCUUGUGCCUUAGUAGUAGUUUUCAUCCCACAGCUGUGGCAAGACAACCUCUGAUAACAUUUUUGCAGGGUGGUCAGGAUUUCUACACAGUGGAUGAUUCAUACGGUAACUUCACUGUACAGAUGGUCACCUCUGUCGUGCUGUUAACUGCGCAGCUAAGCUGAAAGAAGAAAACAUUUCAGGCUGUUUUCUAGCAGAAGUCUUCCAUCUCUUAAGUCUGCAGUGUUAUCUACUAAAGGCACUAGGCUGCUGAUAGCAGUAAGCUGUAAUACCAGUUUUAGUUGUUGCUUCAGUUAACUACGGGAAAAGUUUGCAUCUUGUCACAUAUAAAAUACUAAGUUACAAAAAUAAAUCCCUGUAUUUGAAGUCAAAGUAAAUAGGAUUUUGGAAGUGAAAUAAUUCCUUUAAUGUACAUAGUGGCGUAAAUGAAUUGAAACACUCAUCUUGUACUUCAUGGUAAUUUUAAGUGUAAAAAUACUACAUGCUAAACACUACACAAUAUAUUUCAUGAGAAAACUUUCAAUAAUAUUCAAUUAUAAUGUUUAAAUUGUCACGGACUUUUAGUAUUAAUAUUCCUCUAGGCAUAUGCCAUAAAGUAAACUUGAUCUCAUGCAUACAAAGUGGGACCUGUGUCUGAUGGAAUGAGACUGGAAUUAACUAGGUUUCAUAAACUCAUUUUCUAAUCUUCCACAACCUGAGAAUUUUCUUUCUUUCCAGCUAUUUGAAUAAAAUUUUGGGAGCCCUUAUGUUCAAUAUAUAAUAUCUUUAAAACAGUAAAGUCGUCUUAUGCCAGACAGAAUGAUACUAAAUAUCCGAGCAUGUCAUUUCCAAGUAGUUUAAAAAAUGAACAAACUUUAGUGAGGUGUUUAAAACAUCUUUCACAUAGCGUGAGACAACCGUGGUAAUCUCAUCAUCACAUCACCACUGCAUGUACUUUUGCAAAAGUCAAGCUCAGUACUGAAACUUAAAGCUUAGUAUCUCGUAGCGACGUAUUUCUGUUUCAAACAGUAAGCAAUGGAAAGCUCCGAUCCUGUGAUUGAUUUUAUAAUAUGCUAUCAGGUAUCUUUCUGAAUUUAAACACACUAUAAAGCUUUUCAUAAAGAUGUAUGUGAAAAUUAUGCACAUUUGAGGAACAUGUUAAUAUGAGUGGAACCCCCCCACACUCCUAGUAGUUUGUAUUAAGAUGUGUUAGUUCUGUAGAAGUAAACAGCUUGCUGUUGUAGGAUUCCAGGGAACCUCUACAUUUAUUUUGCUAUUUUCAUAGUGAAUUUUCAAAUCAUAUUAUAACUAUAUUUAGACAGGUGACCUUCACAAUCAUCACACUGAAAUGCAAGCGUUUUUAUACCAGAACACAACAGUUUCUGUUCGCGCAAAGCAAAUGUAUUGAAUAGUUUAGGAGAGAGAGAGAAUACUAUUCCCUCCCACUGGAACAGCAGGAAAAAAGCAAGUAGUUAUACAAUAGAACAGUAGUUUUAGCUUUAAUAAGGCUAUUCAAAAUAACAUUGUUGCUCUUGCUCUUAAAUAUUUAACAGAGAUUUCUUUGACCACUAAUUACUGCAACCUGUCACUUUUCAUCAGAAAUAGAGGGCCUGAUUCUCCUUUGCUUGUGCUUUUUUGUUCUUUUUAUACCUGAGUAAUGUUAAGUAUGCAGUUCAUGUAAAAUACUAAAAGAUAAGCAAGGUAACAUAUGUUGCCCACAGUAUAUGGGUAAAAGUAACUAUGCAAAUUGUAAGAGACUACGUAAUCGCAAGAUUACUUUUAGUUGCCACUGUCAUGACCAAAUUGCUGGGUUACGUAAACAGCACUAAGUCAGUGAUUCAGGUGAUGCUCUUUCCUCUAAGUUUUUCCUUACAUUAAAUUUUACUGGGCAGUCUUCCAUCCAGCUACUUGCUAUAUGUAUAAGUCUCUGGCUUAUGACAUCAGAUAGAGCAAUGACCAAUGUGGUAAGUUACUCAUCACUAUUAAUAUAUAUAGUGAAAAUGGAAUGAAGCUUCAUUUAGAAAAAAAGAUGUUCUCCUUUAAUACUCUAAAGUUGCGCUACAUUUGCACAGGAACUAGUCACAGUUCCCAGUCUGACAAAUCAUUCAUGGAUUUCAAAUGGAGUUUAGCUCUUUUAUUCAGUGAUCCAGAAAUAAUGUAGUAGUGUCAGUUUAUACUAUUGCUUAAAGGAAAGUUACUGUGAAAUAGUAUGAAUUUCUUCAGUUAUAUAGGUAAGCCUGCAUUAUGACUCUCAUGCAAGAAAAAAGGUCAUCUGCCACGAUUCCACACACAGGGUUAAAUCUGAUAGCAGAACUAAGUGCAGAAGAAGCUAUGUUAGAAAAACCAAGCUUCAGCUUCAGCUAAAACCAAGGCUUCAUAACAUAAUUAAGGUCAUGUGUUCCAAAUCCUGUGAUUAAUCCUUAAUGAUAUAAGAAAUCUCAGUGAAGUCAACUAGACUACUCAAAAGGGAUUACUUGUGUGAGUUACUGCAGUAGGUCUGGAUCAAAUACACUUUUUAGUCUACUUUACACAAAAGUUAGGCAAUUAAAUAUAACAAAAUUAGUGCAAAUCAAGUUUUUCCUACAUCUUUUCUGAUCUUUCAAAGCUCACAGUACUUAAUGCAAAAGUGCAUUUCUCUAAAAAUAGUCCAUAGCGACUAAGCUUAACUAUUACCUAUGUUUUCACUGAAAUAGUAAGAUGUUUAAAACAUAUGAAUUGCAUGUAAAGGCAUAUGCUAAUAUUUGCACUUAAAUGAUGUAACCAAAACAUUUCUAAUAGUCUAUUAUAUGUCAAAAAAAAAAUACAGCAUGACCAGUAUAAUAUACAUGAAGAUAAUAUAUCAUAUGUGGGGUUUUAAUAUCCAGUAAUUACUUUAUUGGAUAGUCUUGAUUUUUAAAGAAUGCUAUCAAAACAUUAUGACAUUUUUGGUAAUGUUAUCAUACUGUUUUAGUUGAUAUAAUAAAUAUCAAUAAUUCUGAUAUACUGGAUUAAGUUUGCACAGACCUAAUGAUUAUUAUUUAUGUACGAAUGAAUUAAUUUUCUAUAUUCUAAAUACAUCAGUACUAAGUCAGUUUACUGCAGUAACAAAUUCAUUAUAUUUACAAAAUGAAGCACCUUUACUGGGUCAAAUUUAUUGCUGGUAUUACUCCACGAAGAAAAUUGUAUUACCUCUUCUGACUAGUAGGUAUCACGUAAGGAGCCUGAAAUAGGGUAUAGGGUGUGCUAUCUGCAUUUUGAUAUGUUGACUCCAAUUUUAGAUGGUUCUAUUUGUAUGUGACCAACAGGAGGCAGCAUAAGAUCUAUUUUAAUUAAAGCAGAGUUAAACCAGGAAUAUAUUUGACAAUACUUGUAUCUGACUAUUAUGUUCAAUUUACACCUUUUUGCCCUCUAACAUCCAAUAAAGAAUACAGAUUGGUAACAUUUUGCUGCUGCCUGGGCUCUGCUGAUACAUGGAAAAUAUGAUACUGUAUGUUUGCUGAGAUGUUUGUUCCUUCAUGAAAUAAAAGCACUGAGCAACUGAA